AAGAGAAGAAUUAAAACUAAUUUGCGAUGCUCCCUUUGGUUGCGUUCGGAAAUAUAAAGCGGUUCUUUCCGCGGACUAUUCUCAGGUGUUCGUGAAGGUUCGCUUGUUUCUUUCCUUUCGCACUCGCAGCCCUAAUUUCUCCAUCGUAUUCUCCCAUCUCAGCUGGAAGCAUAGAUCUCGAUGGAUGCACAGCAAGCCAAGGCCAAGCUUUUAGCUGUUGAGAAGGAACUUGGUCAUGCAGUUCGUGUUUUUACAAACACUGCGCGUUUUGCAAACCCAGGCGAAAUUUCUUCGUCAUCUACAGAGGAACCUGAUGAAUUUUAUGAAUUUACCCCUGAUGACUAUUACCGGAUCAUGUCAGAUAGAAUUGGAGCACAGUCACAAAUACUAAAGACCCGCAAAAUGAGAGAUGCAGAGAAAGCAACCCGCAGAGCAAAAGUAACCAAGGCUGUUAUCAGGGUUCGUUUCCCUGAUAAGUAUGUUCUUGAGGCAAAAUUUCAACCAUCGGAGACACUCCAAAGUUUGAUGGAUCUUUUGAAGAAAGUAGUUGCUCGUCCUGAUCUACCAUUCUAUAUAUAUACGACUCCUCCAAAGGAACGUGUUAAAGAUACAUCAAAGGAUUUCUACUCGGCUGGCUUUGCUCCAGGAGCUAUUGUCUAUUUCUCUUACGAUCUUCCAAAAGAUUUGGAGUCUGAUGAUUCAAAGGAAGGACCUUAUCUUCGUGAUGAUAUCCUAUCUUUGAAUGGUUUGGAUCUGCCUAUCGAUCGAGUUGAUCCUGCUCAUCCUGAAGAAGAGCUAAAGGGAGUGCAGAUUCCAUCUUCUGCUCCUGAUCCUAAGCCACCUGCUAAGAAACCAGCCAAGCCUAAAUGGCUUAAGCUGUAAAUGGUCCUCAGGUGAUUGCGCUUGAGCUUAAAUCUCCAGCAUCUAUGAGAUCAAAAAAGCAGGGAGACAAAGAUAAGAAGAAGAUGAUAAAAGAGAUCUCGGUAGUUAGGCAAAGAGAUUGUUCAUUGCUCACUGAAUUGUGGCAGGCCAUGCCCUGCAUGCCAUGUGCUCCUUUGAGCUCUAAGUUUGGACUCAGGACCAUGAAUUAUCUCUUCUUUUCUUCCUUGCAUGGUACAUCAUCUUCUCAUAUCUGUAUCUUCUUCUCGGUCUAAUUCGACAGCUACAACAGCUUUAUUCAUGCUGGCAAAGAAAUUGAACAUUGAACUAAACUGAGAUUGACCUUGUAGAAUCAAUCUCCGCAUACUCUGUAAGUUGAGGGAACUAUGCCUCUUGAUUAUCCAUGGUCGAUAAU
Molecule: messenger RNA, 1294 nt
Organism: Zingiber officinale
Lineage: Eukaryota; Viridiplantae; Streptophyta; Magnoliopsida; Zingiberales; Zingiberaceae
Product: plant UBX domain-containing protein 1-like
Exons: 8
Coding region: 181-882 (233 amino acids)
Biological process (GO): protein-containing complex disassembly
Molecular function (GO): ATPase binding
Source: RefSeq, a predicted model, not a curated record